Aphanomyces invadans is the source of this 3348-nucleotide messenger RNA. RefSeq lists its product as hypothetical. The coding region runs from base 30 to 2420 and encodes 796 amino acids. NCBI's taxonomy places the organism in Eukaryota, Oomycota, Saprolegniomycetes, Saprolegniales, Verrucalvaceae. The transcript has 8 exons. The record is from RefSeq and is a predicted model, not a curated record. Gene Ontology annotation, molecular function: protein binding; metal ion binding.
CAACUUCGUGCACAGCGCACUUCGACGGCAUGUUGUUCGGUCCGCAGCAGACCGCCACCGCGGAGGUGCCGCAAAGCAUGGGCUACCGAGGUGAAACAAAGAAGCGCGAUUCGUUGGUCGAUGGAAAUGCCGCUGGCGGGCGGAAGCGCCGGUCCAAGAACAACUUGACGACGCCAACAACAGGCGUGCCGUUCGAAAGCACGUGCAGUACCGUGAAGCUGACAGCUCGUGCGAAAGACGCAUCGCAGCAACGUCGCACGCCAGGCAAUCGUGUUGCUAUCGUGGAGGAGUCCACGAUGUACCACAGCGUGUGGAAUGCACUCCAAUUUAAAGUUGUCGAGUCGAGUUCGGCCAGUUCGGUAACUUCAACGGCCGCAUCCGCAACGCACCCGUUCCUGCGAGCUGCGCACAUGAAAAUGCCAAUUUGCGUGACGGGGAUAGACAGCUUUCUUGGCUCGUGGAUCGUAACGGAGCUGCUGCAGCGCGGCUACAAAGUACGAGGCACGGUACAGAGCCGCAAAGACGACGACAUCAGUCGGCUCCUCGAAUUGCCGCACGCGUCGACGCAGUUGAUGGUCGUGGAAACGUCCCUUUUGACUCCAGAGUCGUGCGACCUUGCCGUCGAGGGAUGCGAGUACGUGAUCCACACGGGGACGCCGUCGUCAUGUGCGGUGCGGGACCCGGUGUCGGAGGUCAAGGAGCCAGGUGUGCACUCGGUGAGCAGCCGCAUGCACUGCAUCGUGCCAGCCAUGACCAACUUCAUCAAGGCGUGCGUCCGUGCUCGAAUCAAGAAGAUAGUCCUGUCGUCGUCGGUGGCAGCGUUGAGCGACCACGUGGACGCGAGCGACGUGAUCAACGACCUUUGCUGGAACAUGGUGUCGUCGAUGGAGCGGAACCCGCACUUCCUCGGGCUCAAAGUCGCAGAGGAAAAGGCGUGGCAGCUCGUCGAGCAGGAGCCCAAGCUCGAGAUGGUCACGAUUUGCCCAGGGACGUUGAUGGGACCAUCCGUGUGUACGCCGAAAUCCAUCCCGCCCGGCAACCAAGUCGUGUACGACCUCAUUACUGGCCAGUACAGCGCGAUCGUCGACUUGAACUGGGCUUUGACGGACGUCCGUGACUGCGCGUUGGCGCACGUGUUGGCAUUAGAGCACCCUGAUGCCCGCGGCCGCUACAUUUGCGUGAACCGGACUGUCUGGUUGAGGGAAAUUGUAGACAUUCUGCGCGCCAACGGGUACUCUGGACGCGCCCUGCCGUUCCAAGUGGGCCUCCCGAAUUGGGUCGCGCGCCUCUCAUCGUUCUCGGCGCAACUUGGGCAAGUGGGCGUGUCGUUGUAUGGGGACUCUGCCGACGCUACGAAACCUUCGCCGUAUCUGAGCGACCGUCUUGUGGAUGUGCUACGACUGUCGUUUCGGGAUGUGAAGAGCACGAUCGUCGAGUGCGCCGGCGAUUUGCUCAAGUGGAAGUUUAUCAAGCCUUGGGGUGAAGACCGCGAAGCGAUUUUAUGUGCAUGCUGCGACGCGCCAUUCAACUUUUUGCGCCGCCGCCACCACUGCCGGGAAUGUGGCGUUGUGGUGUGUGGCGACUGCUCUCAGUCGAGGGCAGUCGUCGAAGGAUUGGACCAUCCGGCGCGGUUGUGCGACGCGUGCGUUCAGAGCUCGAUCCCAGCUCUCCUGGAGCUUAUGCACGCGCCGUUGUCGUGCCACAAAGCCGUGAAAGCGCUCGAGUCGUUGAUGGUCAACCCGGCAAACCACGAGUUGAUUACGCGGUGCAGUGGGGUCCCGAUUCUACUCAAAGCGCUGCACGAAGAAGACGACGACAUUUCGUUCCAUGCGGCUGGAACGCUCUUGGCGCUGAGCGAGGACACGGCGAGCGCGCUGCAAAUGGUGCUGGAAGGCGCCGUCCUGCACAUGCUCGAGGUGGACCAGACGACGGAAACGUGGCGUGUGUGUUUGGCGGCGCUGCGAAACAUUUGGAAGCAACUCAAUCACGACGACUUUCGACAGAUGCUCCAUUCCGUAUCGCGAGUGUCGCGGACGGCGGCAGACGGGCCGUUAAAGUCCAACAUCUUGAUCACGUUUGUCCACAUGAUGGAGCCGCGCAACGUGUGCUCACUGCUCAAGGAAGGUCUCCUGGAUGUGCUCUUUGUCAUGCUGAAGAGCGCGAAUGCGUUCGAUCGCUGUGCAGCAGCACACGCUGUCGUGCGGGUGAUUCCGGUCGACUACGACCCCGACACGGAGAUUGACGUGCCGCCAUAUCACGUCGACGAUCACGAAGAGCUCCUGACGCUGUCGACGCUGUCGGACAUUCAGUUUCUCGUGAAGGGGCACAUUGCCCCGAUCAAUGCGCACAAGAUUGUGCUGUUUGUGCGCAAUGCGUAUUUCAAAAACAUGGUGCGGCAGCUGUGUCUCGACCACCGUUGACGUCGUCGUGGCUAGUUUGGAUCGUCCAACGCGGCGAACCCAACCAAGCGCGUGAUUGAGAUUGACAAUUGCACGUACAGUGUGUUUUCGAUGAUUUUGCGCUUUCUCUACACGGGAAAACUCACGAUUGACGACGUGUCGGCGCAGGACUUGCUCCGUGCAGCGGCAUUUUACCAGGUCGUGGAGCUCCGCGUCCGCAUUGAAAAGUUUCUCGCCGACCGUAUUGCCGUUGCCAAUGUCGUGGAGCUGCUCAGUCUUGCAAACGAGUGCAACGCGGAAGGUCUUCGCCGCGCGUGCAUCCCGUUCCUCAUGCAGAAUAUCCAUGCGGUCGUCAAAUUGGACUCGUUUGCCGCCCAUCGCGAGUGGGCCGGCCAAGAGAUCCUGUUGGCCCUAACGCUCGAGCUCGGCGACGACUGGUACGCUGCGUACCAAGCCAUGGUCGCCCACCCGCGCCACCAGCCGGCGUAUUCUGGCGGCCACAACGUGGUGCAUCCCCCCACUUCACAUCAUCUCCACCACGCCCCGCCGUCAAUUUCGAGCCACCCUCCGGCGUCCGCGACCAUGUUGUCGCCACUUCAACUCAAGCGACCGACUGUCGUGUCGCCCCUGCCGUCGAAACGCCUUAUCUUGACGUCGUCGCCGAUGGAGAAAGGCGGGUCGCAGCGAAGUCGAUUGUUGUCGGAGGAGAGUCUGGCCGAAGGCAUUUGCUAACCACGCCGUGGUCGGGACGUUCGUGGAGAUUUAUAUAUCUAAAUGCAUGACGCAGUUUGAUCGAUCGGUCUCGAGCUACACGCUCGCGUUUGCCUCGACGAGUUAUGCCCCACUUUUGAGGUCAAGUUGGACAGCAUCUACGAAUACCGGUUCUGCAGGUCCGUAAAGAACGACGACGUCAUGCUCUUCAACUAGACAGCGACCCGAUCGAUGAAGG